UCUGACAAGGAUAUGAAAGGUUACAGUAAAAUUUUACAUGGACUAUUUAAAGGACUUAUCCUCACACCAGAUCUAUGUGAAAGUGAUGAAGAAGAAAUGGAAAAUCACAUAAUUCACCCUUGUUCCGAUUCACAGCAACCUUUUACAGAAACAGAUGUGACCUUGCCUUCUUGCCUGAACGGAAGCCUUGGGUCUCGGGAAACUGACAGAGAGAGGGAUGGAGCUCGGCAUCUCUCUCACUUCUACUCCUUGUCAUCCUCUAGAACAACCACAAUACUGCAGGAGAUGGAGACUGUAUAUGAGCAGCUUAAGAGUAUGAGGCAGAAACAGCUGCUGUGGGAGAGAGAGCUGCAGGAGCGAGAGAUGAGACUGAAACAACAAGAGCAGAGUCUUCAGAAACUAGUGGGUUUAGAGGAAAUGCUCCGCUCUAAAAUGCUCUCUGCACAAGAGAAACAUGAGCAAGAGAUCCUUCACCUGCAGAAUCUACUGCAGGAAAAGACCAAAGAAAACAAAAGACAGAAGUCAAGCUUUGAAACUCUCAAAGAUCUGAAUGACAACAUGAAAAAACAGCUAGAUGAAUUGCAUGAGCAGAACAAACGUCUGGAGAGGCACUCGAGGAGGGUGCAGGCCCGACUUGAAAACCUACAGAGGAAAUGUGAGCUCGGUGUUGUGUUGAGAGGAUGUCAGAAAAUAAAUGUAAAAAGUCUGGAGAGUUUCAAUCCUCCCCAAAAGAACAAGACCUCUGGCAAAAAUAUCAGCAAGGUUUCCCCUUCCCCAGAGCUGCUCUCUCUGCUCCUAGAAUGGAUUCUUGAUGGACAUCUGAACUCAUCGACUGUCCCCAGUGUUAAAGAUAUGGGCCACUGUUUACCUCCAGAGAUGUUACGCAAUGAACGAUGCCUGAAGGUGCUGCCGUUAUUAGUAGAUCAGCUUGCCCACACUCCUUUGUUGGAGCCUGUGCUAGUCUGCAACCUCCUUCGCCUUAUCCACAGGGCUCUGAGACACUUGGACAAUAGUUCGCAGCAUGUGGUGUUAUCGGCAACACUGAGGCGGAUCGGAGAGGAAGUGUCCAAGCCUCGGAGCCAUCUUCAGUGUGAGGAUCCAGAUACAGUGGAAGUGAAUGGACCCCGCACCAAACAAGCUCUUUACCAAAGCCCAUGUCCUGAGACGCGCAUCCUGUCUGUGCUCAUCAUACUACACACACAAGCUGAUGUCCUGGCCCAGGCGUUGGACUCUCUGCGCUCCUGCCUGCUCCAUGAGGAGAGCAGAGGCCUGUUGUUACAAAAUGGAGGAGUGACUGAGCUUCUAACAGUGCUGAGGUCCGGGCGCACAGGACUACAAGCUCCUGUUGUAGACAUACUGAUGCAGCUCACUCAAGGAUCUGGCUACUUUAAGAGCUUCAUGGAGGCCUGCAGCUGUGAUGAGUUUUUCCACACGGUGUCCCAAGUCCUCCGGAGUCCUCAUUUGGAGCUGUCACUCCUGGAAAAGCUGUGCAUCAUUCUACAGAAACUCUCCACUGUCAGAAAGAACCGUCGUCUCUUUGAAUCGUCCUUUCUCCUCCAGCGGAUUCAGGAGCUCCAGCGCAGAUAUGGUCCCACACACACCUUUCUAUGCCUCAAUCUCACCUCCAUUCUCCACAAUCUGCAGUGACUCCAAUGAUCCAAGCCUAGUGGUCUGUGUACAUGAGCAGGUUUGUGAAGUUGAAGACAGCUGCCUGCACUACCUCUCCAACCAUAUGUCUGCACAUUCUUUAUUUAUACAGUUUUUGAAGUCUUGUCUUUGUCAGGGCAUUUUUACCAUUGCACAUGUUUUACUCUUUGAGAUCCAUCUGUUUCCAUGCUCACUCAGUAUAUUCUUAUGCGUUCAUAUGGUUUUCAAAGUACCACCUCAGAUAAUGCAGUGUUUGCCAUUCAACUUUAAAUUUAAUAGGGUAAAAUGAACCAGGACAAAAGCAGAUGCAGAACUAAACCAAAAACAGGACGAAGUAUAGACCAGAUCUAAACCAAGCCAAACACUAAUCAAGGGAAGGUCACAAUAUGUCUAUAACGUACAAGGACUAAACCAUCGCAAACCUUGAGCCACAAUAAA
Messenger RNA from Periophthalmus magnuspinnatus, 2085 nucleotides. RefSeq names its product coiled-coil domain-containing protein 138-like. The transcript is spliced from 14 exons. The coding region runs from base 13 to 1647 and encodes 544 amino acids. Lineage: Eukaryota; Metazoa; Chordata; Actinopteri; Gobiiformes; Gobiidae. The record is from RefSeq and is a predicted model, not a curated record.